AUGGCCACUAGAUUCUUCUCUCAUUUCCAUUAUCUUGUCAACAUUUUCUGUUCGUGGCUAAUUCAAGUAUCGAGGCUUCUAGUACUGGUUAUUCUUGUUGUGUACAGUUAUUAUGUACUGAGACAGGGAAAGUGCAAGUACAGGGAAAUUUUAGACAAGAAAAGCUCUAAAUUUGUGUACAGGAGGCAGCCGUGGACAUUAUUAUUGAGGUUAGUGAUUGCAAAAGAUGAGGAGGAGGUGGAGAUGCUUGAUUGUGCAAUUUGUUUAUUAGAAUUCGAGCAUGGAGAUAAAGGAAGGAAGUUGGAAAGUUGCAGUCAUAUUUUCCACGACGAGUGCUUGGAAAAAUGGCUGAUACAUGGUAAGGGACAAGCAACUUGCCCACUUUGCCGGAGUGUUGUUAUAAUAAUACCACAGGAUAUGGUACUGGAGGAGCAUCACAAGAUUAUUGAAGAUGAUACAGAACACAGGACUAAUAUCUUUGAGGAAGAACUUGCUCUUCUAUUGCUUUCUGGCUUGACUAGUACUGGAUGCUGCACCAGAUAA
Nicotiana tabacum (common tobacco) is the source of this 543-nucleotide messenger RNA. NCBI's taxonomy places the organism in Eukaryota, Viridiplantae, Streptophyta, Magnoliopsida, Solanales, Solanaceae. The record is from RefSeq and is a predicted model, not a curated record.